CAUUCUCAACUCUCGUUUUGAUGUUGUUUCACCGUCGGUCAUUCCAAAUACGACAAUGCUGCCUUCGUCCGCAAUCAUUCCCCUGCUCCUCCUAGUCACCAACACCCUGUUCCUUUCUACCGUCGCCUCCGAUGAGGUUUCCGUCGUCUCCCACCCUUCCAAGCUCGUCCUCCCCGCCGGGCGCCCAGUCGAUGGAUCUCAGGGCCUCUGUAACCGUGUCAUUAUACGUGGCUUCUCCCGGCUCCAUAAGGCCUCCAAGUACGCCAACGCCCUCAAGGUAACGGUCUCCGUCGACCCAGUCAAUGCCCCCUUCCGCAUCCAGACUACCGAGAUCUGCUUCCACAAGAACUUUUCGAUUGGGGUAGGCAUGUGCUCCCCUGAUCAGUGGCAGAAGCUCUCCAAACCUAUUUGGACUAAGUCGAUGUCGCCAUACGAGGAUAGGAUAUUGGAUAUCCGGACGCCACUGGAGCCAUCGAGAAAGAUUGAGUUAUCCACAGAAGAAGAAUUUCUGCUCCAUCGUUUGAUUUUUCUGGUUUUGGGUGCGGUCAUGAUGAUAGCUGCUCAUACUCUUAGCGAGUCGGUGGUUUUCUAUUAUGGUGGCGCUAUGACCUUAGGUAUCAUAGUGGUGGUUCUAAUAAUUCUUUUUCAGGGCAUGAAGCUACUGCCAACAGGAAGAAAAAGCUCACUAGCUAUAGUCCUCUAUUCUUCAAUUGUAGGUGUCGGGACCUUUCUUUUAACAUAUGUUUCUGGACUAUUACGUUCAUUUCUUGUGGAGAUGGGAGUUAGUGAAGAUAUGCACAAUCCUCUGGGUAUAUUUGUUCUUAUAUGCCUUGUGUUAGCUGGAGCUUGGUUUGGUUAUUGGGCUGUCCGCAAACUCGUUCUGACGGAGGAAGGGUUGGUCGAUUAUGGUGUCGCUUAUUUUGUUGAAUGGUCAAUCUGGAUAUUUUCUGCUGCUUUAAUUCUUGAGAGCUCUUUGGAUACACUUUUUGCAGCAGAGGUGCUCGGUCUCAUAAUGUUUACCGUAGCAAUGACAAAGGGAAAAAGGUUACGCUUUCUGCGACGUGUACUCAGGCGAAUGUACAAGCGGACUCGAAGGACUGGAGGACUCUCAGAUCACUUGCAUCGACAUGGAUCCCAAUCAUAUAAUUUCCCAGUCUCAGGUUCGAUAAAUAGGAGGUCACCAAUGCAUGAUGAUGACUAUUACUCCACCAUUCAUCGCACUCCUGUGAGGCGCUUCUCCAAGAAAGAGUGGGAUAAUUUUACCACAGAACAGACUAACAAAGGCUUGACAGAGUUGGUCUCUUCGCCUGAAUUCCAAAGAUGGGCCAUGGACAAUGUCGAAAGGCUCCACGUCACGCCCACAUCAGAUCGCAGAGGGGAAGAAAGGAAGCAGCGCAGAUUCUUCAUGUGGUUUUAAUUCAGAAAACCUGAUCCCUUUAACUGUUGGGUUCUCUUAGCUUUCAGGAUGUAGCAUUUUUUUUUUCUUUUUCAUUUUGUCAUUAAGUUGUAGCAUGUGUUGUAACUUUAGAUUAACACCAAUUGUAUGCGUGAACUCAAUUUUGUACUAAUUAUUGCCUCACCGUCCAUGGUGUGUAUUUUGUACGAACGAGUGAGAAAAAACAGGUUUAUUGCUUCAAA
Molecule: messenger RNA, 1638 nt
Organism: Zingiber officinale
Lineage: Eukaryota; Viridiplantae; Streptophyta; Magnoliopsida; Zingiberales; Zingiberaceae
Exons: 10
Coding region: 56-1417 (453 amino acids)
Source: RefSeq, a predicted model, not a curated record